CGACAAGGGGUAGCCCAGUCCAAAGGGGGCUUACGGACUGAGUGAGCCUCUGCCAUUCUGUGCCGUCUGCCGCCCACUGUGCCGCCCCCAGAGGCAUUCGUAGGGAGGGAGAAGGCACUCGCAGACUUCAACGCCAUUGCGUCGACUUCUCUCCCUUUCCACCGGCAUCGCUGUCGCUGUCGUCUUGCCUCGCAUCCGCCGUGGGUCGCCGUUCUUCCUCGACACCCUGCAGCGCCUAGUCCCCUGACCUGGUGGACGCGGCUCCUCUCGUUUCUCCAGCCGAUCUCGACCGUGCAUUCGCUAGCUCGUCCAGUCUAUAGACCUCGAACCGCCAGGAACACGAGUGGAGAGGAAGCGUGUAAACCCUUUUUUUGUUUUGAUUUUUUUUAGGGCCCCUCCGUCGUCAUCCAGGUCCUCUAUCAACGGUUCGCGGGACGUGGUGGCCAUUUGCCCGCCCUCGACACAAGAUCAGACCAGAGUCGCAGCUUCCUAUUCCAGUUUUCUGACGCGCUGCCUCAUCAAACACUUGCGCAUUGAAGCGACGAUUCAGCCCAACGACAAAUACCACCCUACAACAUCAUCAGUAUUGUUGUGCCCCUCUACCCGUGGGUUAACCGCCCGCGAGUGGACGUCCAGCCACAGCCAAAUCGCCAGCCGUGCCAUAGCAGGCUGACAGCCGAGAGCUCUGUGUGCUGUCUGCCGGCACGACAAGGAAGACCCUCUGUGAUCAAGCAUCGGUUGGGCUGUGUGGGACCGCAUUGUCUGCAUCUCAGUGGUCGUUGUCCUGUCAGGCUUGGCCUCGAUCCUGCAUCAUCCUGGGGACUCGAACAGGCUGGCCGUCGUCUGGACUCGGCGCUCAAACUCACCAGCCCGUCGCCCAAGGAACCCCUCGCCAAUAGCGCAAUAGCGGCUUGCGCUAUACCCAUACAGUCCUUUGGGUGCCGUAUCCCAUAACAACUGUGAGUCUCCGAUCCUUCUGGUCAGCAUCUGCAACAACACACAAUGACUUCGAGAUCUCGAGACUUGGCUUGUUCUGCUGGUCUGAAUUGACCCGUUCCUGUUCCUCCCUUUGGCUGUGUACCCCACCAUUCACCGGUCGUUUGUGCUUGCGCUCCACGAUCCGAGUCGCCCCCGCGUCGAGCGACACAAAGAAACCCUUUGACCCCCUUUCUCUCCGAGGCCAUGUCUCUCCCCGAACGGCCCGGUGCCAGGGCCUCGUACGAGCAGCGCACCGCCUACCGGCAAUCCACUCGGCGCAGCGGGCGCCCACAUGACAUCGAGGCUGGCAGUCGUUAUGGGAAUGAGGGCACAAUGCACUCCCACGAAGUGCCCUUGUCGCCCGACCUUGAAAGUGCUGGCUUGCCUGGCGAGACAGCCAUCUCGCGGAAACGAAGCUUAGUCAAGCCGGAGCGGAACAGGAUCGGAAAAGAUCACCCAAAUUAUCACUACCGGCAGCAUGCGGCGAACAUGCAGACGAAGCCGUCGCGGACCGGCAACGACCCAGUCUACGAGGAUUUCGAAGGGACCACCUACAUGGCCACGUCCAACCGGGAGGACGCCCUCUCCGAAUCAAUCGCAUCAAAGGGCAAGAAAGGUAGCACCAGAGAUAGUGGCGAGGCUGAGAAGCCGAAACGCUCUAGGAAACGGGCAGACAGCCGGAAACAUCCCGGGAAAAUCACGAAGAGGGGCUCAAAACAUAGAAAGGAAGUGGAACAGAUACGGCCGCCGAGUCUCUGGGACAUUUACUGCGCCAUAAUCACCUUUUGGUGCCCGAAUUUCGUGCUCAAAUGCUUUGGGAAGAGGUCAAAAGACCAGGCACGGGCCUGGCGGGAGAAGAUGGGACUUCUGAGCAUCAUCGCAUUCAUCAUGGCCGUGGUCGGCUUCUUGACCUUCGGGUUCACCCGCACAGUCUGUGGCACGCCAUCCCAGCGCCUACAGGUGAACCACGUUGGCGGCGGCUACAUGAUUUUCCACGGCCAAGCAUACGACCUCUCCACGUCUCAUCAUCCGCCAGCUGAGGGCAUCCCUAGGUCGGGUAACUCAGGGGCGAAUGUCCUGUACGACCUUCCGGAGAAGCAGGGCGGAAAAGACGGGAGCUUCUUGUUCCAGAACGUGAAUGGGAAGUGCAAGGACCUGAUUACCUUGGCUGACGGUUCAGAUGUGCCCACAAACAGCAAGGGCGAGCUGGCUUGGUACUUUCCCUGCAAUACCUUCAACCAGGACGGAUCUACGCAGCCCAACCAAACAAACCCCUACUAUCUUGGCUACGCUUGUCACACCACAGCAUCCUCACGAAACACCUUCUACGCCCUGAAGCCGACUGCUGACGUUUAUUUCGACUGGGAAGACGUGAAGAAUAGCUCGCGGAAUCUUGUGGUUUACUCCGGGGACGUCCUCGAUCUGGAUCUUCUCAACUGGUUUAACUCAUCGCAAGUCUCGGUCCCCGAUCGCUUCAAGGAACUCGCCGACAGCAAGUCUCCUGCGAACGCGGCUGUGAGGGGCCGCGACGUCACUCACGCUUUCAUGAAGUCGGGUGACAAGGCGACAGCUGAGUGCCUUCAGCAGAUCAUCAAAGUUGGGUCCGUGGACUCCGACUCGGUGGGCUGCAUUGCCUCACAGGUUGUCCUGUAUCUUUCCCUUGUUCUGAUUCUGGGAGUUGUCGUCGUCCGCUUUGUCCUGGCUCUGAUCUUCCAGUGGUUCGUCAGCCGGCGAUACGCAGCGGCCAAGACGUCUCAGUCAUCGGACAGGAGGAAGCGGAACCAGCAAAUCGAAGAGUGGUCAGAGGAUAUCUACCGUGCGCCAGCACGCUUGCCAGGUGAUGUCGGAAGCAGUGUGGCAGGAGCCUCGUCUGACCGCACGAGCAAGCGUGCCAGCACGUUCAUGCCCACAACUUCGCGGUUCUCAACUGUUUACGGUGUCGACCGGAACUCGCGGAGACCUACUAUGCCCACCACGAUGGCCAGCCAGAGUUCUGGGGCUGCCCUGCUCCAUCCUACGUCCAUGUACGGUCAGGGGAAUCCCAGCCGUAACAGCUUCUUGGCCUCUGACCCGUAUGGUCCCCAGCCCAGCCCAACCGAUGGGCCCGGCCCUGCCGGCUUCAUACACGAGGCAGUUGUGCCGCAGCCCCCAUCCGACUGGAUGCCCUUUGGGUACCCUCUGGCGCACACGCUCUGCCUCGUUACUGGCUACUCUGAAGGCGAGGAAGGGAUCCGGACAACUCUCGACUCUAUCGCCAUGACAGACUACCCCAACAGCCACAAGUGUAUCCUCGUUAUUUGUGACGGUAUCAUCAAGGGCAAGGGAGAGAGCAUGUCGACACCGGACUACGUUCUGAGCAUGAUGAAGGACUUCACUAUUCUGCCCGAGGAAGUACAGCCAUUCUCAUACGUCGCUGUUGCUACGGGUUCCAAGCGACACAACAUGGCCAAGAUCUACUCUGGGUUCUAUGACUACGGUGCGAAGUCUCGAAUUCCUCUGGAAAAGCAACAACGGGUCCCGAUGAUGUUGGUGUCCAAGUGCGGUACGCCUGACGAGGCCACCAAAUCGAAACCUGGAAAUCGAGGCAAGCGUGACAGUCAGAUCAUCCUCAUGUCUUUCCUGCAAAAGGUCAUGUUUGACGAGCGGAUGACCGAGCUCGAGUACGAGAUGUUCAACGGCCUGUGGAAGAUUACUGGCAUAUCCCCCGACUUCUACGAAAUAGUAUUGAUGGUAGACGCCGAUACGAAGGUGUUUCCUGAUAGUCUCACCCACAUGGUCUCUGCCAUGGUCAAGGAUCCCGAGAUCAUGGGCUUGUGCGGCGAGACAAAGAUUGCCAACAAGCGGGACAGCUGGGUCACGGCGAUCCAGGUAUUUGAAUACUUCAUAUCGCACCACCAGGCCAAGUCCUUCGAAUCGGUUUUUGGCGGUGUCACCUGUCUGCCCGGUUGUUUCUGCAUGUACCGGAUCAAGGCUCCGAAGGGGGGUGCAAACUAUUGGGUCCCCGUCUUGGCCAACCCUGACGUGGUUGAGCAUUACUCGGAGAACGUGGUGGACACACUGCACAAGAAGAACUUGCUUCUUCUGGGCGAGGAUCGUUACCUAACAACCCUCAUGCUCCGGACGUUCCCCAAGCGGAAGCAGGUAUUUGUGCCUCAAGCAGUCUGCAAGACCACGGUGCCUGAUAAAUUCAUGGUCCUGCUGUCUCAAAGACGUCGAUGGAUCAACUCGACUAUCCACAACCUCAUGGAGCUUGUCCUAGUCAGAGAUCUCUGUGGCACCUUCUGUUUUAGUAUGCAGUUUGUGGUGUUUAUCGAGUUGAUGGGAACGCUGGUUCUGCCUGCUGCUAUUGCCUUCACGCUCUACGUCGUGAUCUCUUCUAUCAUCGGACCAGUCCAAGUUAUUCCCUUGGUUCUGCUCGCGCUGAUUCUGGGCUUGCCGGGCGUUCUGGUGGUCGUGACGGCUCAUUCAUGGACGUACAUCGUCUGGAUGAUAAUCUACCUUGUCUCCCUACCGAUCUGGAACUUCGUCUUGCCAACCUAUGCCUUCUGGAAGUUUGAUGACUUCUCAUGGGGUGACACUCGCAAGACAGCGGGUGAGGUCAAGAAGGGUGGCCACGGUGAGCAGGAGGGCGAGUUCGACAGCAGCAAGAUCACCAUGAAGCGGUGGGCCGAAUUCGAGCGCGAGCGCAGGACACGAGACCAGUACUGGGGCUCCAAGGAUAACAUCCCGGGAAACACCAGCAGCGGCUACUGGGCCGGAACGCCUUCGCCCGGCUACCACGACGAGUAUUACUCGGAUGCAUGAAAAUGCAACGAUCCAAGAGAGGAAUAGAGGUUCAUUCGUCAUUCUGGGGGGAAGCGUUACUCGUAUUGAUUAAAGACUUAAUAAUAAGGGGUUCGAAGGAGCAUGGCGGAGUGGGUGGCUCAGUCUGUGCUGUCUUGAACAGACGGGCGGAGCUACUUGUAUGUAUAUAAGAUAACGAGCACGCGCAGACUUGGGGUGUCUCUGCAACCAGGACUAGCUUUUAAUUUCAUGAACGAUAUGAUGCAAGAUUGUCUCUAGCAGCAGUAUGUCCACCGAGAAGAAACGGGGAGAAGGACCCGACUGGGCGUGUCCCCCUCUCGCACCCGACAGUCCAGUUAGGACCUUGCAGUAUGAAACAUGCAGCACGGUGGUCUCCGGCCGUCCUGCGGAAGUACCCCUGCAUUUGGGCUCUGGGACCUUUUGUGUGAGGUGAGGACUUUGACAACCAGCAUUUCGUCCCCCGUGUGAAGAGAAUGGCCGUGAAGCUCCGCCUGCCUGCAGUCCAAUGAUUGGCCCACGCCCAUCCAGGAUGGCCGAUAGAGCCAUAACCCAACCACAGCAAUGCAAUAUGCAUCCUCCUAGCCACGUCCGGCGGGCGGGCCGCUCGAGCAGUCACCGCCGAAAGGCAUGGAACGCAGGCAAUUCUUGAUCAACGAUUCUUCCCUCUGGGACGGAGAAGACAGACAAGUCAUGAGGGGAAGGGGGGCCAGGAGGAGGGGGCAGCACCACAGGUUCUCGAACAAGCAAUUACUUCUGCUGCACACUGCCGCUUUUGGAAGGCCGGGGUCGGCUAUAUUGCGCAGAUCUGGGGGGUUGGUUGGGCUGGGGUGGGCCCCAGGUGGCAUACGCCCCGUCCAUGGUUAAGGGAGGAUGCCAAUCCAAUAGAGGUGGGGGAAGAAGCAGAAGCAGCCCGAAGAGGGAAUCAAGAGACAGACAAGACAGGCGGACAGACAGAAAGAGAAAAGGAAGAGAGGAGAGAGAAGAGAGGAGAGAGAGAGUGUGAGAAGGAUCUGGGCCUCAAGGGCCAGCUGCGCACCCUCCUGACGGGCUAAGACGUUCGUGGCACGCAGGCAAUCAAGGCGUGAUGCCUGAUAGGAUCACUUUUUCCUCCCACGUUCGUGUACUGCACAUUACCUGGGGAUCACUGAUGCGAA
Diaporthe batatas is the source of this 5936-nucleotide messenger RNA. Its product is annotated as chitin synthase CHS3. Lineage: Eukaryota; Fungi; Ascomycota; Sordariomycetes; Diaporthales; Diaporthaceae. Gene Ontology annotation, cellular component: cell periphery; cell septum. Gene Ontology annotation, molecular function: chitin synthase activity. The record is from RefSeq and is a predicted model, not a curated record. The transcript is spliced from 4 exons. The coding region runs from base 1183 to 4782 and encodes 1199 amino acids.